ACUUGGUUUUUUUCUUAUUGUGCAGUUCUAGAUUAACGUUUGUAAAUUUCUGAUAAUGUUGCACUAGUAUUAAGAGAAUAGUGUUGCGUAACUGCACCUGCAAUUAGACGGCGCACACAAUUGUUCGAAAACAGCCGUUAUUACUGCCCUGCAGUUUGCUUGCAUGUGUCGAGCUUCGCGUGUGCAUGUGUGAGUGUGUGUGUGUGUCGAGUAGUGAGAAAUUGCACUGCAAAUCGAAUUUUCAAGAUUUCCAAACAAGACCAAAAACGUAACUGCAAUUUAUGUACGUAUGUGCACCUAUAAUUUCAUGGAUAAACGGAUAUAUAAAAUAUGUACAAGAGACAAAGUGACCCGAAGAAGAUGACGCAAAGCGACUGCUCCACGGAUGUGUUGCUGAAUAACUUUCAGCUGAAGAAGAAGAGCUAUCGGGUGCUGUUGCACGGCGACCAUCUCGUCUGGGAGCGCAUGCAACGUGCCACAAAUAAGAGCGACGAGGCGCGCAAACAAGCGCCACUGCCACCCGAACAACAAUUGGCAAACGACAACUGUGCUGGCUAUGACUAUGGUCCACACAGUCACAUCCUGCACAUGGACGACAUCAUCAGUGUGUGUGCAGGCCAAACGAAACAGGAGAGCCUCAAGCCGCCCCAGCUGAUGGAUGUGAAUGAAGGAGGAGGCGAUGCUGCUGCCACCAAGCCAACAUCGCAAUUUCUAACCAUCAACUAUGCGCAACGUCUGACAAAAUCCAAAACGGAUUGCAAUCGCUGGCAACUACGUCGCCUGACCUUCUACAAUGCGGAUGCGUACAUUGUGCGUCAGUGGCAAUGCGGCGUGCAGCGGCGACUGGUGCAGCGAGUGCGUCGAUUGCUCGUCUUCAUCAAUCCGUAUGGGGGCCGGAAGGCGGGCGCCAAUACCUAUGAGCGUCUGGUGCGUCCCCUCUUUCAGCUGGCAGGCAUCGAUGCCACCUGCAUAACGACACAGCGUGCGAAUCAAAUACGUGAUAUACUCCUCAGCCACGAGCUCAGCUGCUAUGAUGCUGUGUGCUGUGUGGGUGGCGAUGGCACUGUGGCGGAGGUCAUCAAUGGUCUGGUGUUUCGCCGGAUGCGUGAAUUGGGCCUCGAUGAGCAGCGACCGGCGUAUAUACCACGACCAAGUUUACCCGUCGCCAUUAUACCUGCCGGCAGCACGGACACCAUCGUUUAUAGCAUGCAUGGCACGGCAGAUGUGCGAACAGCAGCGAUCUAUGUGCUGCUCGGCCAGCGACGUGGAUUGGACGUGUGCAGCGUGAGCAACAAUCGAAGUCUGCUCCGUUUCUGUGCCAGUGUGCUCAGCUAUGGGUAUCUCGGUGAUGUGGCUGCGACGAGCGAACAGUAUCGCUGGAUGGGCACCAAGCGUUAUGAGUAUAGCGGCAUCAAGGCAUUCAUUAGCAAUCGGGGUUACGAUGCCGAGCUGCAGCUGCUCGAAGAGCCCACGGAGUCAGCGGCGAUGACGCCACAGAGUCCGGUUAGUCCGCUGCUCGAUGACCAACGAUCCGUUUGCUAUGCAAAUUGUGCGCGUUGCAGCAUUGCCAGUUCCUCGCUACUCGAACAGCGUUCCACGCUCUUUGAGCAAGACACGCAGGAGGAGCAGGUUCAGGAGAAGCAACAGGAAGAGGAGGAGCAGGAGAAGCAACUGGACGGGGAGGAACAAGCCAACAAGCCUCAGCAGAAACAGGAGCAAGAGCAACCUCAGCAGGAGAACGAGCAGGAGCAGGAGCAAGAGCUGUCUCCGCGGGAGCUGCCACACAACGAGGCACUGCAUCAUCAGCAGGCCAAUCCACAGAUGCUGUUGAAUGCUAUAAGUGAAAUGAGCCUGUUGCGUCCGCGACUCCCGCGUCUCUUUAGUCUCCCGCUGCAGCCAUCGGAUUCGUAUGCCUCCAGUUUGAGUCUACGCAGCGGACUCCAGUGGAAGGUGAUACGUGGCAAUUUCUUUAUGAUUUGCGGCGCCAACAUCACGUGUGCCUGUUCCCGCAGUCCUAAUGGCAUCUCGCGCUACAGUCACCUGGGCGAUGGCUGCCUCGAUCUGAUUCUCGUGCGCAAAACUUCGUUGGUGAACAAUCUGCGGUUUCUCCUGAAUACGGCGGGUCGUGCAGGCGAUAUUCGUAAUUUACCCUUUGUGGAGGUUUAUCGCACGAGAAAGUUCAUUUUCCGUACACUGACAGCGGCUACGGCGGAAGAGAGUCCGAGUAUUGCCGGCUCCCGUCAGCCGAUUGCUCAAAGUGGCAGCGAUACGCUCAGUUCGGAAUAUUCCAGCUGGAAUUGUGAUGGCGAGGUUGUCACCGAUCUGGAUAUAACCAUGAGCUCGCAUUGUCAGCUCAUCGAUGUUUUUAUGCGUGGUCCACAUUCCUAUAGCAAGCCCCAAAAGACGACGACGGGUCAAAGUGUGCCGACAACACCAGCUAGCUCCAGCGAUAAUGUUUAUUGCUGCUGCAAGGAUUGAAAAGCUUUAAAAUUAAAUAUAUUUACAUAUAUAUAUAAUAUAUGAAAGAUAAGAUACAUUGGCCGUGACAGUAGCUAGUAAUGUUUGUAGAGUAUUUGACUAUUGUAUAAUGUGAACAACAAAUUGUUAUGUAUGCUAUAUAUACCAUAUAUCUAUCUAUCAAUUUAUCUAUGUUUAAUGGUUUUUUGUAGUAAUUAGUAAUAACGGUACUCUCUAUUUGAUAUUCAUUUAUUCACCUGUAUUAUGUGUGACUUGUAAGAUGCAAAACAUUAUUAACAACAAACAUUCCCCUCAAUGGUGUGCAUUCAAAACAUAGAUAUUUUUUUACAUAUGUAUGUACAUUAUAUUGAAAAUUAUAUAAACUCAAAAAAUAA
Drosophila grimshawi is the source of this 2852-nucleotide messenger RNA. Its product is annotated as ceramide kinase. Gene Ontology annotation, molecular function: kinase activity. The transcript has 4 exons. The record is from RefSeq and is a predicted model, not a curated record. Lineage: Eukaryota; Metazoa; Arthropoda; Insecta; Diptera; Drosophilidae. Bases 331 to 2478 code for a protein of 715 amino acids.